UACAAGAGGGAAAAGGGGCGCAGAAGGUAAAGGGUGGGUAAAUGGUGACAAAAGAGACUUAACUUGGGGUAGUGAACACACAAUACAAUAUACAGGUGAUAUAUUAUAGAAUUGUAUACUUGCAACCUAUCUAAUUUUAUUAACCAAUGUCACCCCAAUAAAUUCAUUAAAUUUUUUUAAAAAGAUAUUUGGGAAAAAAACACCGAUUUUCCUCUGAGACCAAGAUAAGCACAAUCUCCUCCCAUUAGACGUCGACAGCCUGUUGGGCAGUCCAGUUUCCUUGGUUCAUUUUACUGCCAUUUACUGAAUGCCGGCCAUGUGUCAGAAGAAUAAGGUAUGACACCCCUGCCAUCCCAAAGCCCGCAGUCCAGGAAGGGAACCCAGACAUGUAAACAAUUGCAAUCUGUGUUGGAGGUACGCACUGUAAUAACUGAAAAUAAAACCUACAGGCGCAUAAAGGGGAAUAAUCUUCAGUGCUGUUCCUGGAGACAUUUAUAUUCACUCCUGUGGACAGGGACCAUUUUAUCACUGAUGUAUCUCAGGCACCUAAAAAAAGUGCCCAGCACCUGUAAUGAGUAGAUGCCUAAUAAAUGUUUGUUUUUUGUGCUUAAAAAAAAAAAAAAAAAAGAUACAGCGUCAGUGGUACCUUAAUCAUUAUCCUCCCGAACUGGAAUGGACCCACGAGGACUCCCAGGUCAGUUUCGGAGGCCCCGCCCCCGGGCGUCUGUGACGUCAGAGCAGCCCCCCUGCUCCCCUCUGCUGGCCGCAGCCGCUGCGCUCUCUGGCUUGGCCCGUUAGAGGCCGCUUUGGUCCGGGGAACGCGGGCGGACCGUCUGGGCCAUGAGGAAGCUCGGUGCUGGCUUCCUCCUCUCGCUCCUGAAGGGUGAGAGGUUCCCGCUCCCGCCUCCCCGCCCCCCGGCCGGGUCCGCCUCCCGAGGACCCUCCUUCACUGAUUCGGAAACGUUUCCCACGGUGGACGCCCCCUCGCUUCUGCCCCAUCUCCUCCCCGUCUCCCCAGGGCUCUCCUUUGCCUCUGUCCCUGGCAUCCCCACUGACCAGACACCCCGAUGCUAAUCCACACGGGGCUCCGCUGGCCAGCGUGGGUCCAUCCCGGGCCCGGAGCGGGUUCUGGAGUUGGGUCCGUCCGCCCAUCCGCCUGUUCCCCGCCCGCAGUGCUGCUCUUGCCUUCAGCUGCCCCUGGCCGCAGCCGCGGCGGCGGCGAGGAUUCAGUUCCGACCUCCACGCCCGGGAGCCCCCUCUCUCCCGCCGAAUAUGAGCGCUUCUUCGCACUGCUGACCCCCACCUGGAAGGCAGAGACUACCUGCCGUCUGAGAGCCACCCACGGCUGCCGGAACCCCACCCUUGUCCAGCUGGACCAGUAUGAGAACCACGGCUUGGUGCCCGACGGUGCUGUGUGCUCCGACCUCCCUUACGCCUCCUGGUUCGAGUCCUUCUGCCAGUUUACUCAGUACCGUUGCUCCAACCAUGUCUACUACGCCAAGAGGGUCCGAUGCUCCCAGCCAGUCCCCAUUCUCUCACCUAACGCUGACCAGGAGACAGACUCUUCUACUGAAGCACAGCCCUCCACCAUGACCUCCCCCAUGCCAUCCCACAACACAGCCACAGAACGGCAGGCCUUCCAGCCCUGGCCCGAACUGCUCAAGAACAAUGUGGAGGAGCUGCUGCAAGCCUCCAUGUCCCUGGGAGGCCCAGAGCGGGUGUCAGGCCACAAGCAGGGUCAAAGGCAGGAGCAACAACAGGAGCAAGGACAAAAACAUAAACAGGAGGGAGAGGAGGAGGAGGAGGAGGAAGAGGAGGAGGAAGAGGAGGAAGAGGAGGAGGAGGAAGAGGAGGAGGAGGAGGAGGAGGAGGAGGAGGAGGAGGAAGAGGAGGGGGAGGGGAAGCAGGAGGAAGGACAGGGGACAAGGGAGAGACUGCAUACCAUGUAUGGGCUGCAGACAGACUCAGAGCCCAAGCACCAGGCUGGUUUAUCUUCCAACCCUUUGUCCUUCGCUGCCCGGGUGCGGGAAGUGAAGUCUACGCCUAUGAUGACGGAGAAUAUCCAGGAGCUCAGUCAACCUGCCCAGGAAAUGGAUGAAAUGAGUGAGGUGUUUGAUGAAGACUCUGCUUGGAGAAGCCAAAACUCUGGCAGCCUCUUGCAGCUGCCCCAUGAGGAGGCCUUACUCGUGAUGUGCUAUUCCAUUGUGGAGAACACCUGCAUCAUGACCCCCACAGCCAAGGCCUGGCGGCACUUGGAGGAUGAGAUCCUUGGUUUCGGGAAGUCGGUCUGUGACAGCCUUGGGCGGCACCACCUAGCUAUCUGUCCCCUCUGUGCCUUCUGCUCCCUGAAGCUGGAGCAGUGCCACUCGGAGGCCAACCUGCAGCGGCAGCAGUGUGACGGUUCCCACAAAACACCCUUCAUGAGCCCCUUUCUCUCAUCCCAGAGCAUGGCCAUCGGCAUCCAGAUGGGGAAUGUAAAAUCGAGCCGCUAUUAUGGGCUGGAUAUUUAUGGCGGGCUUCGCAUGGAUUUCUGGUGUGCCCUGCUAGCCACGAAGGGCUGUGAAGAUACUCGAGUAGCUGGCUGGCUCCAGGCUGAGUUCCUUAGCUUCCAGGAUGGGGAUUUCCCCACCAAGAUUUGUGACACAGACUAUGUGCAGUACCCAAACUACUGUGCCUUCAAAAGCCAACAGUGUCUGAUGAGAAACCGGGAUCAGAAGAUAUCCCGUAUGAGAUGUCUGAAGAACGAGAGUUACAAUAUCUUGACCCCCGCCAGAAGCGAGGACCUUGUGCUUCGAUGGAGCCAGGAGUUUAGCACCUUGACUCUAGGCCAAGCCGGAUGAGCUGGGAUUCUUCCUGUCUCCACCUCAACCCACAUUCUCCAUUGCUUUCUUACUCCAUUGGCCAUCAGUUUGCAUCCAGGCUGCCCCUUUUGUGUCUCUUGCCUGGUCCCUACCCACGUUUUCCUUGGGUCGGGGCAGGAGUCCCUGAAAGUGAUGGAACUCCACCUGCCUUAAAGGAUGUCUUUGCAUAAAGUGUUUAUUUUCAACCUAUGUGGCCCAUUUUGGUUAUGAUCCCAUCCUCAGCACUGCCACAGUGCCCCAUGGGGAUCAACUCGCCCCCCCCCCCCUUGCCCAGGGGCUUAUGGACCCAUCUAUAGGAGAGAGAAUCUCAUGGGAAUGAUGCUCAGCGAAGCAGCCAUCUGCUGGGAGAAGAGGCCCUGAAAAUCAGGGAGUUGGAUUAAAGAAGACCAUGGCUGGGGCUCAGGGAUCCUGUGGGCCAGGAGGGCAUGUGUCUUCAUCUCUGAAUGAUGUUCCUAGUGCCCCCUCUCCCUUCCUCUCUGAAAUAUAAAAUAUAUUUUUAAGGGUGGAAACAUCUGGGGCCUGGAGCUCAGGAAACCUUUGAUUUGACAUCUAGUAAUGUGCCAAAUGGUCUCAGUGUUGAAGUGGUUGUGUCUAGACAACAUACUUUGAGAUGUGACUUCAGCAUUGGCCUUUAAUAACUUGGGAUAUCCCAGAGUAUGUUCUGGGGACACACAUGUUUGGGAAACUGUACAGUCUCUUCUAUAGGUUUACAGUGAUUAAAGCAUUAAAAACAAACAAACAAACAAAAAACUAUGCCCCUGGCCAGUGUUGUUCAGUGGUUGAAGCAUUGGCCAGAGUACUGAAGGGCCUUGGGCUUGAUUCCCAGUCAGGGCAUGUAGCUAGGUUGCAGACUCAAUCUCCAGCCCCAGUCAGGCACGUGUGGGAGGCAACCCAUAGAUAUGUCUCUCAUAUCGAUGUUUCUCUCUCACACAAAUACACACAAAUGGAAUAAUAUAAUGCACCUCUAUGCUUCAUCCAGCUUCAAUUAACACACUAGAGGCCUGGUGCAUGAAAUUCUUGCAGGGGGGGGAUGUCCCUCAGCCCAGCCUGCACCUUCUCCA
This is a messenger RNA of Myotis myotis, 3922 nucleotides long. It is a transcript of the gene ACRBP, whose product is annotated as acrosin binding protein. The transcript has 9 exons. Bases 1068 to 2840 code for a protein of 590 amino acids. Gene Ontology annotation, cellular component: nucleus; acrosomal vesicle. Gene Ontology annotation, molecular function: protein binding. NCBI's taxonomy places the organism in Eukaryota, Metazoa, Chordata, Mammalia, Chiroptera, Vespertilionidae. The record is from RefSeq and is a predicted model, not a curated record.